AUGCAAGACGACGAGCCAACUGCGUACCCAACUUCAGUAUGCAUCUGGACCCAAGCGGACCGAGUACAACCAAGGGAUCUCGAUCGAGCGCAAUUCACCUUGUCCCAUGCCGUGGUCCAUCGGGCGAGGCAAGUGCUGCCAUAUGCCCAGCACCAGUCCAGUGGGUUCCUCUCAAUCUGACCUCGAGCCAGACAUCCAGCGCCGGCUGAUCUGUCUCACCCUGGCUUACCCGUACUAGUAAGCGUCGCCCUGGGUCCGACUGUGCACACUGCCCAUACUAUCACAGCGAACCCAGACUCGUCAUCGGUCAAAUCUACAUCGCCGGUUGUGGCCCGGGCCCAAUAUAACGGCGACCUGGCCCAGCAGAGCUUGCUGCCCCGGUGCAUUACGCCUGUGAGUCUAACGGUCUGUGUCGGCGCGCGUCGAGCUCCAUCAAGUGGGCGAUUCCACAUGGCUGAUUUUCGACGACUCGGUGCCAUAGCCGUACUUCACCGUCGAGCGUUUGUGGCCGACCCAGGAGGAGCCGAUCAGGGCGCAUGCUAGCAUAAUUGCCCAUUCUUUUGUCGACGUCGACCAUAUCUUCACGAAGCUCAGUGCCCUCGAAUCGUUCAAGGGGCAUGACGAAACUCGGCGAGGCGGCACCAUGUCAUCCGGCGAGGCCAUGACCAGAUUGGGCCUCGGUCACCGUGGUGCAUGGCUUGUUCCAGUGUCGUUCUCUCUGCCUAUCCCACGUUCAUCGGGAUCCAGAUGGGCGACGUGUCAUUCGGACCCUUUUCCGACGAUGGUUCCAUGUAAUUACGUAACGCGCUCGACCACGGAGACCACCAUGCGCGGGCAGCAACACAGUCUGCCCCCACCGAUCGUUUGGACUGAUGCGCGAGUGCGCGCACUUUGGUCGGUCGUGACGAGUCUCGGAGGCCGGACGGAUCUGGGGCAACUCAACGCAAAGUGCACCUUCAGAUCAAGUCCCGUUUCAGCUCCGGCGGCACAAAAGUCACUAGACUGGCCAGAACUUAUACGAGUCUCAUGCGAUAGCCACUAUGCCCUACGCGUUCGACGGUUACUUGGUUUGGUCACGGUCGCAAUGGCUCGUAUGGGGCCCGAAGACGACAGAUUUUUGCUGGCCGCCCAUCUCGUUUGGGUCGACGAGAAAGGCGACCCUAUUUUUACCGCGGCGGGCUGA
Molecule: messenger RNA, 1183 nt
Organism: Microbotryum saponariae
Lineage: Eukaryota; Fungi; Basidiomycota; Microbotryomycetes; Microbotryales; Microbotryaceae
Source: the annotation of a GenBank genome assembly